Molecule: messenger RNA, 13578 nt
Organism: Ceratina calcarata
Lineage: Eukaryota; Metazoa; Arthropoda; Insecta; Hymenoptera; Apidae
Product: unconventional myosin-IXa
Exons: 15
Coding region: 556-7398 (2280 amino acids)
Biological process (GO): intracellular signal transduction
Cellular component (GO): actin filament; myosin complex
Molecular function (GO): actin filament binding; ATP binding; microfilament motor activity
Source: RefSeq, a predicted model, not a curated record
AUCUAUAAAGUUGACUGAAUAAAUUUAAAAAGAAAAUAAUUUUAACUACUCUAUUUUAUUAUAUGAAGGAAUGCAUCAGUCAAUGUUUAAAAUACUCUACGGUAUUCUGUUCUACUGAUCAAAUUAAAUAAUGAAUUUAAAUAAAAGCUUCAAGAAAAAUUUGUGGAAUACUUCAAUAUUUCUAUAUACUGUGCUAAAAUGAAAGAAAAGUAAUAUUCACAAAUUUUUAUUUUGUUGAACCAAUUUGUGAGUAAGAUUUGACGUGAUAUAUACAUGUAUAUAAAUAAGGUCUUUUAGUUUAUGAAUAUUGGCUAAUUUUGAAUGCAUUUGACAAAACUAAAUUAAUGUAAGGAAUACUUGUAAAUAAACAAUAAGAAUAAUCGAGACUGUAAUAGUGAACAUUUUUAAACAAAAUGUAUAAAUGUUAUUUUAAACGUUUGCAUCAAUGGCUGUAUAUAAUUGAAAAACAAAAAGAAGAGGAUACGAUACAUUUGAGAUUUUGUCUGAAUGAUAGAGGAAAAAUUUGUUAACCCUAUACAAAACAAGGGUUAAAAAAUGGAUAGUUCUGGCUCAGGGGUAGUGCAAGUAUUUGUGGGUGAAUGGAGCCCAGAAUAUGAAGCACUUUCAAUAAAAGCUACGAAGCAAACUUCAUCAGCUGAGAUAGUAGAGUGUAUUAUAGAAAGAUUGGGAUUAGGUGAUGCAUCUGCUUCUAAUGGUUACGAGUUAGCAGAAGUAGUGGGCAACUCUGUAGGGCAAGAAUGUAAAGAAAGAAGGCUAGGACCAUCUGAGUGCCCUGUAGCACUUAUGUUAUUAUGGCCAAAAAAUGCAGUGCAAGAAGAAUAUUAUAGGUUCUACUUGCGUAAAAAACAACCAGAUUACUUGUGGUCAGACAGUAGAUUUCCCAUGGAUCCACAACUCCUCAAGGACUAUUUCAAUAGAUUCUUGUAUCAGCCUCGAGACAAGGAAUAUCCUGAUCUAUGUCAACUACCAGAUCUUAAUGAACAAACUCUAUUGGACAACCUUCGGGCUAGGUUUUUGGCUGGAAACAUAUACACAUAUGUUGGCAGCAUACUUAUUGCAUUGAAUCCAUUUAAGUUUUAUCCCAUUUACAAUCCGAAAUAUGUGAAACUGUAUCAAAAUAGAAGGUUGGGGCCAGAUAUACCUCCACAUAUAUUUGCUAUAGCAGAUGCAGCAUACCAUUGUAUGCUUAAAGAAAAAAGAAAUCAAUGCAUAGUUAUCAGUGGUGAGAGUGGCUCGGGUAAAACAGAAUCAACAAAUUUUCUGCUACACCAUUUAACAGCACUUAGUCAGAAAGGUUCUCAUGGUAGUGGUGUUGAACAAACGAUACUCAGUGCUGGUCCAGUACUGGAAGCAUUUGGAAAUGCAAAAACUGCACACAAUAAUAAUAGCAGUCGUUUUGGAAAAUUUAUCCAAGUAAAUUACAAGGAAAAUGGAAUGGUGCACGGAGCCGUUGUACAAAAAUACCUGUUGGAAAAAUCGAGAAUAGUUUCCCAAGGUAGAAAUGAGAGAAAUUAUCAUGUAUUCUAUUACCUUUUGGCUGGGGCAAGUGAGCAAGAAAAGCAACUUCUGCAUUUAGAAAGUUGUGAUUGUUACAAUUAUUUAAAUAAAAGUGGUUGUUACGGGCUCGAAAAUGUUGACGAACGUCAUGAAUUCUCAAGACUGAAACAAUCAAUGGAAAUGGUUGGAUUCACACCAGAAAAACAGAGACGAUUAUUCGCAGUUUUGUCAGCUGUCCUCCUACUCGGUAAUGUGGAGUUUCAACCUAGAAAAUCUUAUCACCACCAUGACGAGGCUGUAGGUGUUAAAAAUCCUGAAGUAGUCGCGUUAAUAUCAGAACUGUUAAGAGUUAAACAGGAAACUCUUUUGGCGGCACUUACUGCCAAACGUGCAAGAGCUUCUGGAGAAACUUUGGUCAUCAACUAUAGGCUUCCAGAAGCAAUUGCGGCAAGGGAUGCUAUGGCCAAAUGCUUGUAUGGAGCUCUAUUUGAUUGGAUAGUACUUCAGGUGAAUCAUGCUUUGCUUUCAAAAAAAGAUACUCUUAGAGAUCAUCAAGGCAAUAGUAUUGGUGUAUUAGAUAUUUUUGGUUUUGAGGAUUUUAAAACGUGCAAUAGUUUCGAACAAUUAUGUAUAAAUUAUGCAAAUGAACAAUUGCAACACUAUUUCAAUCAACAUGUUUUUCAAUAUGAACAACGAGAAUACAGAAAACAGGGGAUUAGAUGGACAGACAUAGGAUAUAGCGAUAAUUCAGGUUGCUUAAAUUUAAUAGAAGGGAAACCGAAUGGCCUCCUUUGCCUUUUGGACGAUCAGUGCAACUUUCCGGGUGCAACGAACGAGACACUGCUACAAAAAUUUAAUUCAGUACAUAAAGACAAUCCGUUUUAUGAGGCACCACAACGACGCGAAGCAGCCUUUGUUGUGCGACAUUAUGCAGGGGCUGUUAAAUAUCAAGCUGCUAAUAUGAGAGAAAAAAAUUUGGAUCUAAUGCGGCCCGAUGGAGUUGUUGGUGUAUUGAAAAAUUCUUCUCUCGCUUUUGUUCGAGAAUUGGUUGGUGCAGACCCGGUUGCCGUAUUUAGAUGGGCAAUACUUCGAGCAUUUUUUCGUGCUCAUUUUGCUUUUCAAGAAGCAGGUCGAGCUCACAGACAUGGACGAGCUGAUGGUACGAAGACGUCUAUUCAGAACAGGUAUAGGACACCGAACGAGAAUUUAAUAAGCCAUCUUGUGACGUUGUCGACCGUCAAUCUAACUAUUAACAGAAUCGCUUCGCACAAACAUAAUCGUCCACCAAGCUAUCAGAAGCAGCGCAGUGUCUGUAUACCAUCAGCUAUACCCACAACCACAUUAUCUUCUAUACAACUUGAAAACGACAAUGUAAACAACAACCGAUUGUCGUGGCCACAAUUUCGAAACAUUAAUCAAACGCAACACCCGCCAAAUGUAACCACCAUGAAGGGUUAUUUAAUACGAGGCAGGGAAGACCAGCCUCAUAGUAAUAAUAAAAUCAGGCGAGAUACUCACACCCCGCUAGAGAGGGUGCUUCCAAAAGACGAAGCAAACGUCAUGGAACGCGCUAAUCAAAUAGUCAUGAAAAAUAAAUCGUUCCGACCGAGAGAACGUGGUAAGAAGGGCUUAAAAAAUCUUCAAAUUGUAAAAACACUUGCUGGAAGAACACAGAGUUAUGGAACGGGUCCUGGAAAAGCACGAAAGCAACCUAUGACAGUAUCAGCGCAAUUUCAACAAAGCUUGCACAGUCUUAUGGAUACUCUGAACCAGGCGAAUCCUUUCUUCAUUAGAUGCAUUAAAAGCAAUGCUAACAAAGUACCGAACAAGUUUGACGAGGAAACAGUACAACGGCAAUUAAGAUACACAGGAAUGUUAGAAACAGUCAGAAUAAGACAAGCUGGAUUCAAUGUUAGAUUAACAUAUGAAGAGUUCAUCCAACUGUACAGAAUGUUAUUACCCAAGGGCUUGUUGAGUUCUCAAUCCGACGUUAGGGAUUUCUUACUAACAUUAAAUCUAAAUAGGGAUAAUUAUCAGCUUGGAACAACUAAAGUAUUCCUGCGGGAAUCAGAAAAAAUUAAGUUAGACAUUGAAUUGCAUCAACAAAUCAUUACUAGUAUCACGACUAUACAAAAAUGGUUUCGCGCAUGUUUGGAAAGACGGAAGUUCCUUAGAUUAAAGAAUGCAGUUGUACAAAUACAAGCAUUUUGGAGGAUGGUAAUUGCCCAAAGGUUUGCAAGAACAUUACGUGCUAGAAUAGAAGCUGCCACCUAUAUCCAAUCUACUUGGAGAGUGUACAAGCAGCAUAAUUGGUACAAGAAGUUUAAGUCAUGCAUGAUUACAUUUCAAGCUUACGUUCGGGGCAAUAACGCAAGAAAAUGUUUUGCGGAAUUGAAGAAACGAAAGAAAUUACUUCCCGAUAAAAUCGAAGAUUGUAAAGACACUCAGAAUAACAGCAGGAUAUGUUCUAGGCUUAGGGACAAUGAUGAAUCGCUCAUUGAAGAUCACGGGUUAUUAGAAUUCACUACGUGUCGCAAAACUGAGUUUCAGAAUCGUCUUGUGUCAACCAGGACGGAAAACGUGCUUCGAGAUAGUACGAUCGACAUGUCCUAUUCUAAACGCAAAAUUACACCAAAUACGAGAAUCUUGCACGAACCUAAUACAAUUUUAAGAAAUACGGACUCACUUCCUCCGGAUGAGUUUAACGAGCGCAAAAGCAGUUUGGAGAGUUUAACUAGCUUAAGAAGCUACGAAUCACAAAUGAGCGUUAAUAGUUCGGAAUCUCAAGAAAAUUCUUGUUGUAAACCGGUACCAUGCACGAGAAUAAAACGCGGCGAUCAAUCAUCAACAAGUACGAACUUAACAAAUACGUCAAGUCGAAUGUCAUCAGUUAGUAAACGAGCAGACAGCUCGUCGACAGGAUAUAGCGACGGCGAAAUUGAUACAGAUAUUCCAAGUACCGUACAAAGUGCCCCACCAAUUUUCAACACUACCCCACUGUUUUCGAGCCCACGAGAAAUUACCUACUAUCAGUCCAACGUAAAUUUAUCGAACAGCCCGAAUUCGGAUGUCUGGCGCCGUAGAACAGAUUUUUCAUCCGUUAAUUAUAGUGAUUAUUUAAUGUCCGGCCCUCAGAAGUCAACAUUAACACGUUCUCCGAAUGUCUCUCAAUAUAAAAAUGUAGCGGAAAACUUAUUCGAUCAAACACAACAAGAAAAGCCAAACGAAGCGUCAAAUUAUAAUGUAAAACUCGAUAGUGAUCGUUUUGUUCAAAUGGAGAGUUCCACGAGUAGAGAACAACGCCGAUUAAGCGACAAUAGCGUGCCAAGUGAUCGAAUAGAAAAUGUUCCAGUCUCACCCAUUAGACGCGAUCAUGCAUAUGAACAUAGUAGAGAAGUGAAGGAUUUUAGUUAUUUAAAACGGCAAAAUUCGGAAGGAGAUACAUCCAUAAAAUUGGAUUCUUUGAAUGAUGAUUUAAAAAGUACUUUGUUAAAAGGAGGUUCAUCAAAGGAGAAGAAUUCGAGACCAAAGGAAAAAUGUGAACCUGACGUACCUGUUAGGAGUGCGAGGAGAAACCGUCCUACUCGUGAGGUUCAAUGUCGAUCCAUGGGCGAGAGUGUAUCAGAAGCAAACAGCAGUGAAUCGAAAAGUCUGUAUCUCAGUACGAUUAAAGAGAGUGAUCUACAUAAAUCUACAAAUGUACGAAACAGGAAGGACGAAUUGCCUUCAAGAUCGGUUACUGAUUGGCCUGUUAAUAAAAAUGAAGGUGCAUCAAAAACGCAACAACCUGGCAAACGUAUGAGGUCCAAUGCUAUAACGACGCUAGAGCUCAGAAGACGAAACUCGGAUCCAGCCACUAAAAUAUCGGGACUUGGCGAUGCCAAAUCUGGAACUGACACAAGUCCCAAUGAUUUGAAAUUGGCACCCGGAAUGGACCAUUUAGAAUGGAAAGGAAAUCUUUUUACGUUAGCGGGUCAUUGUUUCAGGAAAGUAGCCAGGUUUGCCAAAGAUGACGUGUGUGUUUGUUGCCGUGAAAAGAUGGAUGCAUUCGUUACACAGGGGUAUAAGUGUAUUGACUGUAAACAAUUGUAUCACGUGAAAUGUAUCCAAAAUGGUGGAGUACUUAAAAUGCCGUGUACGCUAGCGAACACUCCAGGCAGGCGAAAAAAUAGGAAAUCGCCCAGAACAACGUACGAUGCCCCAAAACAGACAGUGCCGUCGAAAUUCAGCUUAACCGGUACAUCCGCUUUCUAUGACAGCACUGACAAGAUUAUAUCUGAUGCGAAGGAAUUAGCUUUGAUGCAAGAAUUUAUUAUGAAAAAGAUAUACAUAAUGGAGGGUCAAGAAGAAGGCAAAAAACCCAGCGAAGUGGAUCGCGUAUUCAAACAAGCUUUGCGUAAAUUUAAGGACGACCUUGUAAUCACCUACAGCGUUGCUACUCAGCAAGGCGUCGAGGGUAAUAUUAAAUACACCGAUUUGAUAGCGAAUUUUCUGCACGUAAUGCAAACUGUGUGCAAACAAGAAAAUACCAGUGAAGAUUUUCCCGUGACGAUGGGAGUGAACGCGUUUAGGGGAUUCAUGAACGAAUUUAUGACGGUGGUCAAAACUGAAGCACUCGAGAAACAAAGUAAAAGUAAGCGUAAAAAGGAAAAGAAACGAAAACAGGAGGAGCCGACACGACACGGCAAUCAUAUGUUUCAAUUAACUAUUAUUAAUAUACCCACCGCUUGUGAAGUUUGCACAUCUUUCUUCAUGUGGCCUAUCGAGCGAGGACUUGUCUGUCAAAAUUGUAAGUUAACGUGUCACAAGAAAUGCUACACGAAGACAAUGGAUUGUGGAAAGGACGCUUCGCUGCACGAUACAAACUCGCGGAAGGUGUUCGGUAUACCGUUGUAUAAAUUAGACUGUGGUGACGGUAAAGUGCCAAUAGUGGUAGAUCGAUUAAUUACAACCAUCGAGAUGCACGGUCUUUACACGGAGGGCAUAUACCGAAAGAGUGGCGUCAGUUCGAAAGUGAAGGAGUUAAAGCUAAAGAUGGACGAAGGUGAUUUAGAGAAAGUGGACUUUGAAAAUUACCAAGUGCAUGUACUUGCAGCAGUAUUGAAAAGUUUCUUUCGGGACAUGCCUGAGCCUCUUCUUACUUUUGAAUAUUAUGAUGACUUUCUACACGCCGCGAAUCUGACGGACCCUCGGGAUCGGAUUAGCACGCUCUUCGCCAUUUUGAAGAAGCUCCCGAAGCCGAAUUUCGAUCUAAUGGAACGUUUGAUCGUUCAUCUAGCCCGAGUGGCACUCCACGAAGUUGACAAUCGUAUGUCACCGUCAGCUUUGGCGAUAGUAUUCGCACCGUGCAUUCUAAGAACGAACAGGACAUUGCCUGCACAAGAUUCGCUACAAGAUGUUGGCCGGCAAACGUGUUGCGUCGAGACGAUCGUACAAGAGAAAUUGAGGAUUGUCCGAGCGACUUUGGCUGAUAUAAAUACCCUCGAGAAUGCUUGUCAAACGGCGACUCAUCGUUUGUCCAGUUUACGGUCUUCGAAGAUUCUGAGUCCGGAAGAAUUGAACGCGGCAACUGCAAAUGCGACCGUGGGUGGCAGUGCGGCGGACCGAGACAGAGACCGAGGCGACGAAGAAGAGGCACUUCUCGUCGACCACAUAGAAGAAAUUCAAAACGAAAAGGCCAUAUUAACUGCAACAAUUCCCAGCCUAACGAGAGCUUCUUCGGACGAUGACCUACUUCUAUCCGCAGAUGACCGAGAAGGGUCUCUUGAUGACCUUCCAUCCUCUGCAGACGGACUCGUAAGGAAGAAGCCUAUUCAAAGGCAAAGUUCCGCAGACAAUGCAUUUCCCACGAUUGUCGAUGAGGACAUGGUAAUGGUAUGACCAUCGACGAUGAACGAUACUACCACGGGAAAUGAUCGUUGAGUAUAGCUACAUGACACGCGCUGUGAAGCGUCGACUGACAGCAGCGAAGCGACGAGUCUUAUUUCUGGUCUCAUCGGCAAGCCGCUAAUAAUUUAAAUAAGUAGUGAAACAUGAUAUUAGGUAGGUCUAGUAAGUUGUUCCACGCGAAGUUAAGCUGAUAAUCCAAUCAAACAUAUGUAUAUAUAUGUUUGGUAUAUAUACACAUCUACAUACGUUCAUAUAUAUAUAUUUUUUUUCACUCUGUCGUAAAGCUUCCAGAGGUUUCUAAAGAGUAAUCAACAGAGUAAUUAAAUUACCCGAGCAUACCGCUUUACGUGAAAAUAUUAAUUUUAUAUUUUAUUUUUUUCCUGAAGUGCAUUCCUCUUAUCGAAGACUGUCUAUCAGGCUAUAGAAGCUUAGAAACCUCCACAAAAGCAACGCGAUUUACAUUUUCGCCACAGAAUUCUACGAUAGAAUAUCUUUUCUUCCGGAUAUUUCUCAUAUUUCAUUUUUCAAUAGGACCGACGUAAAAGAUGGAAAAGUAUACGUGCGGAUCAUUAAUCCGCGAAAAAUGGAAAACUAAACGAAGUUACGCGUUACUGUUACGAAUGUUUAGUCGCAUUUAAAUUCUUGUUCUAACCCCGUGUUUUUAUCGGUUCGUUCGAAAAACGAUGCCCCUUUGUUCUUCAUACUUUUUACAGAUUUUAUAGACUGUUGCGUGAACCAACACGAUAAUAACUUUCUCUCUGUUUUUCUUCUUAACGAGAGCUCAAGUUUAUUACUGCUUUCAUUGACAAUCACGGGUUUGUAUCCUUUUGUUAGUAAAAUGAUGAAAGGAAUGAAACGAAUUGAAAGUUCGAGAAGAGUUAACCAGGCACCUCGUCAGGUUUCAACCUCAUCAGGAUUAUUUCACUGACUUCUGUUUACAUAGAAUACUCGCGAUAGCUAGUUGUCGAAAUGCGGAUUCAUGUAAGGGACUUGAAUUAUGUGAAGGAAAAGAGGAAACCAAAUUGUAGCUCUUAUACAUGUAUAUACAUUAUUGGGUCAAUCAGGAAGUUUGUGUCGUCUGCUAUAUCGUCAGUUAGAUAAACUCUUUUAAUGUUACUAUUGUCUUUAUAUGGAACUGUAAUUUUCCUUUCCGUCCAUAAUAUGUCUGCAUUUUUCUGCAAAAUCAUUGGCACACGAUUCCUUUUAUUUCUUAUCAAAACAUUCUUUGAUAUUACCUUGCAAAGUGCCGAUGAAGUUACAAUUCCUUCUCAUUUAAAGGGAUGGCCUACUUAUGGUUUUUCACGUCGUUAUAAUACGUUCCUAGAUUUUGACUAAACAGUGUAAAUGCAAAUGCGAUGAUGCAGUAACUUCUUGAAUGACAUUCGACAUAUUUGAUAGUGUGUAUUUCGUAAUAAUCUGUUAUUACUGUUAGUUUUAUAUACAAGAGUCGUUACCAAGGUUACAAUUACUACCGUCGAUAUUCGUCCGAUAGGAUUUAACACGCGCCUAUAUUUUGUCGAUGCUAAAUAAUACAUGAACACACAUAGGGCCUGCCAAUUUUCUUUAUUUGGGUAUCAAUUUUUUUUACUUAGAGUAAUUCUUUUCACGCAGAGAGACUCCUUUAUUAUACACACAUAUACAUACAUAAACGCGACCAAGCGCGAACACGUAUGUCAGACAUACACACAUGCACGCGCAUAGAAGACAUUUAUAUACACGAGUACUUAUUUAUGUAUGUACGGAUAUUUCUGUACUCGUUGGACUGAGCAGACGGUUUUUUUUUCUUAAGAUUUAUUACGAUUUCGUUUUAUUUUCCUGUCGUCCAGUGUCCCUCUUUUAGUUUCUCUAUUCUUUAUGCUCAUCCCUUUCUGUUUUUAAUAUACCGCUAUAGCGUCUAGAUUUAGGUUGUCCGUUUUUCUUUCGUGCGUUCUCGCGUUAGACUCGAAUGCCCAAUAAUCGGAAGGGGUUGGGAAGAAUUGUUCGAGUAAAACGUUGGAACUAGAAAUUUCGAGGUCGCGCGUCAUGAAUAAAAAGAGUGGGAAGUGAAGAUACUUUUUACCAAAAGAUUUGCAUUUUUAACCGUGCUUUUUUAACUUCACAUUUAAUUAAAAACCUCAUCGUGCUCUUUUAAUUUUCACUCAGUCAGCGGCAGAACUUGUCAAAUUCCCGACAGUUUCAUAUCUCGGCCGAUAUUCCAGUCACCGAACAGUCAGAAUUAUCGUUGUUCAAACAGUCUCCAGUAUUCGAUAAUAUUGUUCAGUAGCUAAUAUAAAUUGAAGCUUGUUUCUCUUUCUCGCCUAAUCGUUCGAAUUCACCAACAUUUUUCAAGCACUAAAUUUCACCUAACGAUACGAGAAUAUGUUUCGCAUGAGUAGACAGGAAUAUGUUGCACACAGUCACGUACAAGCUUCAGGCUAUAGUAAUUUCUUUUAAUGGGAAGUAAUCGUAUCAUCAAAUCGAAUCGUUUCGCGUCAAAUUUAUGUCAUCAGGCCGCGCGUGACUUUUAUCCAAGUAACCAUUAGGAUUAAGCCGGGAAAUUCGGAAAAAGACGCACGGCUCAUUCUUUUUUCAAACCGUUAUGUUCCUCGUUGUUUUAUUUCUCCUCGUAUUUUUCUCCAGCUUCGACUCGCAGAAUCCAUAUGUUUGUGUUGGGUUCGUUUUAGAAUGAUCGAUUAGCGAAACCGACUCUUUUAAAUGUUCGUGUACCGCGUUUCACGCGUUGUUCUUUUUUCACGCUCAUCCUGCAUGAUUCGGAAAAGCUUUUUUUCGAAUUCUAGGACUGGCGUGAGAGAUUCUUCGUUUUACGGUUGAUCGAUUUUUAUACCGAUUAGGAUAUAGAACUGUUACGAACACAACAUGUUUUGCUCGACUAUGCGAACCGGAUCCUAGAGUGGCUCUUUCUCCGUUUUUAACGUUGAUAUGUUAGUCCUUUUCCUUGAGUUUGAGGCGUCUGCGAACAUCCACCAUGACCCUUCGAACAAAUGGUUUUCUCUCCGAAGCAGUUCUUUGGCUGUUAUACCUCGUCCUCUUGAAUCGUCGAGUGUAUUGUGAGAAAGCGUAAACGUAAAUUAUCGAUCAAAUCAUACAAUAGAAACCUUUUAUCUUUAUUUGUAUGAUUCGUCCUUGUGUUCAUUACUUUGUUUUUCAACAUCAAUAUUAUCUAUUCUGUAUGUAGUAGAACCUUAUUUUUAUGCUCCGUAGUGAUUCUCGGGAAUAUUGAUUUCCUAGCAAUCUCAUGUACUUGAUCGAAGAACAAUUUUUCUAAUUAUUUCAUAAAUAUCAGAGGGAAAGGUAGGAAUAUGAAGUUAAAAGUACAAAUAUAAAACAAUUUUAAUCCUUAAACCGUAUAUCGAUGUCAUUCCGGGCAACUCCGAACGAUUUUUGCAAUUCACGUAAUUUGCUUUAUACUAUUUAUAGUAUAAUAUAUUUAAAGAAAUUUUUGUUAAAAUCAUUUUGAUACUUCUAAUUUAGGAUGUUUCAAGAUACUACAUGAAUUUUUCCAGACUUUUUUAGCCACUAUUACUCAUUAGCAAAUGUUUCGGUCAUGGAAGGUGUCCCCUAUGAGGACAAAACAUGACAAUAGUAAUGAAUCUACAUGAUUUAAAUAAUAUAUUUCGAUUAACAUUGAUCAUCGAUCAUCGAACAUGAUUAAACAUGUUAAUCGAGGAAAAAGUAACACGAUCAGUUCGAACCACGACCCAAGCUGUGCACAUAUUUCAAAACUCUUACUCUGAUGUUUUAUAUUUGUACCUUUGAUGUCAUAUAUCUAUCUCUUUUACUUUACUUAUUACACCCUUGAAAAUUAUCAGUUUAAUACCUCGCAAUUCAUUAUCUUAGCAAAUAUUAAUUAAACUAGAUGAGAUAAAUUCGUCGACCAACUACUUAAUUAUUCGAUGCUUUUAUUUCUCUGUACACUUAUCUGUUUUCUUAUUUAUGUUUAUUUGUAGCAAGUAGAACACUAUCAAACGUUUUCCAAGACUUACGGUCGAUAAUUCGCGUGCUCACAAGGAGAACACCCACACAUACACGUUAGCGUUAUACAUCCCUCAUACUGAAACCGUUACUGUUGAUUUCAGUAUGUAGAGAUUUUAAGUUUCGAAAAGAUUUCGGAUAAGUCCGUUUGUUGUUUGAUCGUUCGUUCACAAAGCGGUUGGCUAAAGAAAAGGAAGAUUGAGUUUCGUUUCGGCUAGUCUGUUACCACUUUUUAUCGAGAUCGGUUGUCGAAUCGUUGAGUCUUUCGCCCGUUAGAAGAGCGCAAUGUUUCUGUUUUUAAUUCCUUAAAAAUUUUAUUACUAGGGAACACGCCAUGGUUGUUCUUAGAGCUUGAAACUGGUGUAGAUACUACCGUGGCGCAGUCUUCUGAAUAGUCUUCUUAAAGCACGUAGGCACGUAAGGGCUACUGUCGUUAACGUCUAUAUGUGGUCGUUUUAACGUAAAACGCAUUACGCUUCCACUGUGUAAAGAAAAAGGUGCUUCGCGAGUAUCGAGCGCACAAAAACGUAUCAUCUGUCGUGUCAUUGUUAAAGGAAACAAGAAGAACGAGAUCCGAAAGCAACGACGAAGGUAGUACAGGUCGCGACAGACAACGAUUCUCCGUUCCGAGAUAGAGUGAAAAUUUCACGCAUUCGAUAUCCAAUCGCGCGUCUAAGCAAUGAAAGUCUCUUUCACAAGGAGCGUGCGUUAUCAAUUAUUACUACUCACGUCCAAUUUAUGAUCGAUUCCUACCCAAUAUGUGAAACUGAACUCGGGACAUGAUCGAUUAACAUCUUAGAAUUGUCCUUGUCGAAUGAGAAUGGUAUUGUACAAGAUUUUCACUCCGUCGAUCGUUGGUCCGUGAAUGUAGUCUGUUUACAUAGGCGAUACGAUAUGAACAGGACUCUUCAUGACAAUAUCGCCCCGAAAACUCCUAAUUAUUAUUAUUAGUUGUUACCAUGCGGAUUCUCGUAUUCUGCACAUUUCUUCGAACUCUGGACGAUUCGUUUGGACCGUGCUCACGAGCAUAUUCUCGCGGAACUAAAAUCGAAUCUCACGUUGACUUUUCUCCCCGAGGAAUUAAAAUCUAAACGAAUUUAUGCGCGAUGCAAGAAGACGAGUCGAGUAGGAUCGUCGAUGCAGAUACGAGAAAGUAUCGUUUUCACUUUGGCCGAAUUCUUCGAAAUACGCUUAUUACAGUUAUAGAAUCGACGAAAGCGUCGUCUGUCCCCACGGAGAAGCCUAAUUUUUGCUUUUCAUCCUGAUCGAGCCGACGAUCGUUUAUCGAGCGCUCGACGCACGAUCGUCGGCGAAUAAACGAACGUACUUUCGCGCGAAGUACCUGCGAUGUACGUAAGACUACUCCUUUCGUUUUACGAGCAUCGUGUCUGAAAAUCGCCGUCACAAUCUCGUUGCGAGUACAUGAUUCCGGGCUAAUAUGUAGUAGUAGAAUGCGAGACGAUGUCAAUGGAACCACCGCCGUCGUCGAGGAAAGUCGAGGCGGAUGCUUGAAAAUCCGAAACUCAAGGUGUCUGGUAUUGAUCGCAAGAUGGCAAUGGGAGGGGGAGGGGGUGAAGAAGGAACAAAGUCAUGUACGAAUGCUUCAACGAUUACACACCCAACCGUCGCGACGUUAAAACGCUCUCCCCAUUUGUGUCUUGGCGUAAAAUCUAAGAUCACGAUCGCGCACGAUUGGAGCUUUCAGACACGUCGCGCACACUGCGGAUCAAUUUUAUUUAGCCAGAGUUGGAGUCGUUCGUUCGAUCUUCGGAAAAGUCUGUUCCUUCCCGAAGAAAAUUGGUAGCGUCGAAAUCCUAGCGCUCCUAUCUGCAGGUACCGAAUCGGCGCGACGAGUUCGAAGGCUCCGUUCUCUGUAUUUAAACACACACACACACACACACACACACAAACAAAGAUAUAUAUAUAUUAUACAUAUUCGUUAUUUUUCUUCAAACAAAGAAGUGAACGUGUACGUGUGAUAAAAAAAGGUAUGCGUGUUAGAGAGGACAGGCUUGAUGGUUAUAUAUACACACAGACACAGAUACAUAUAAAUACGUAGAUGUAUGUGUGCAGAAGAAUUGUGUAGACGUGCGUAAAGGAAUUUCGAUGACUCUAUUGUGCUCCGUUCGGAAUAACUCGUGUUUUCGAAAGCGGCUCGAUUAUCCAAUAUCCACAUACAAAUAUAUGUGUACGCAUAUA